Messenger RNA from Cryptotermes secundus, 2288 nucleotides. RefSeq names its product centromere protein L. Bases 283 to 1350 code for a protein of 355 amino acids. The transcript has 5 exons. NCBI's taxonomy places the organism in Eukaryota, Metazoa, Arthropoda, Insecta, Blattodea, Kalotermitidae. The record is from RefSeq and is a predicted model, not a curated record.
UCGAGUGUUUUGAAUGUUGCGUCGAUUUGAACAGUGUUGUCUGUUUUAUUAGGUCUAAAGUUAUUAAACUGUGCCCUCAUGUUUUUUACAAUUUUAAUGGAGGUUCGUUAAUGUUUGUAUUCAUACGGACUGCUGCUGUUCAUGUAUGUGUUGGAUUAUGUUGGAAAUAUGGUCGACAAUAGAAAGUUUCAGUCUGUAAACAAUGGAGCAAGUUCACCAAAAGAGAUGUGUUGAUGUCAUCAGUGAUGAAGGAAGAUAAAGGUUAGCUGUAUUUGAAUUGUGAUGUCGACGCCACGUUCACUGACAAAACGUCGGCGGCUGUCUACAAAACUGCACACACCGGGAUCAGUGUUCGGAAUCCGAAACAGAAAUCACGACAAAGCAGAGCAAGAAAACGAUUCGCAAGUUCAGUAUACAGUUCGACCAGAAAGACUUUAUUUCAACAUACACGACAGCGAUUCAGGCUCAGAUGAAGAUUACAAUGAUCUUGAAGAUCUUACUGGCAAAACAUGGAAGGUUUUCAGAGUAUCACCGUUGCACAAUUUUGAGUAUACAACAGUACGAAUGAAGCAAUAUGGUCAGCGAAUGCGAGAAGGUCUCACUACCUUGCUGACAGAUUCUACGCUGGAUGCGCAUUAUGAAGUAAAUUUCUCUGUGGCAGAAGGACUCACUCUGACACAGAACGACAGUGAGGCCAUAAAGAUAUUGGUAAAUGUUACGAAGAGGAAAAACGGCGAAGAUUUACGAAGCAAAUAUUACAUUGGGUUCAUGGUGUGCAGAGGUGCGUCCAAAGGGUUAGAAGAACAGUUCACAAUUCACUUGCCAGUGCUGCUGUGCAGUGGAACAGUGCGAGCUGCCAAAUCAGUGCAUUUCCUUCUUCAGAAAUUCUUUGACUGCUCUGUCAAUUCUUAUCAGUUAUCACAGGAAGAUCUGAUGUGGUUCUGCGCAUUACAGGCAGACGAGAAGGACACACGCAAAGGAAUGUCUCAAGCUGAGCUCAUGUUCUCGUUCCCACAGCUCUCUGUACGGAACAGAAUUCGGUUUAAAGUUCCACUUAACAGUCUAAAAUAUUUGUGGGACAGCAUCCAUGAUCGCAACUCAGAAUACGCUUCAUUUAAAGAAGUGGAAAAGUUCUAUGAAGCAGUGCAACAACAGAUGAUUCGUGUGUUUGAAGUGAACGUCGCGAAAGGUCAACUUGUGCGGAUCAAAACUCCAACACUAUCCGUCACUAAUGAAACCAAACUUAGGGCUAAGACAGGAAGCGUACUGAACUAUGUGCUCAAGUUUCUGUAUGAGGGAACGGCUGUAAUCGACACCACUACCCCGAUGUUGAGUGUCCAGCGACAUUGACGCAGCUCUUGUAUGUAUUUUAGCAGUGCAAAGAGAAUUUUGAAAUACUGUCUGCAAGCAAAUUUGUUAUACGUGUCUCAUCGGUUUUGUCAACCAUCAAAAGAGUUUUACUGAGUCACUACCAGAACUUCAUACAUUUUAAAUGUCAGCAUCUGAUAUGACUUUUAAAGUUGUGCCACUGUCUUCCUGGCACCAUCAUGAUGCAGCAGAAUUAUCUAGGGCUUUUAACUUUUGAUAUCCUGAUUACCGUGAGCGAGUAUAUUGCAGACGAUAUUCUGUCACACUGGCACAACAUACACUGAAACUCCCAUUUAAUGUUCCUGAAUUUAAAGUUUUACAUUUAAAGGUCAGUGAUCCCUAGUCAAUAAUCUCGGUGUUAAAUUUACUCCAUUUAAUAUUCAAACUUUUCUCAGUGUACUUUUCAAAACCACUGGUCCACAAUCAAACCUUAAAUGUGGGUUUCACUGUACUUUGCUUUUAGAUAUUUUUACUAAUGGUUGACGUGUGUGUCAAUGACGUAAUUUUAAGUGAGCUCAGGUUUUCACUGUGGUGGGUAUGUAAUGCCGUGUAGCGUGGUACAAGUCUACUGGCGUUUUGAAGGAAUGCCAAUGAACUUCUACAGGACUACACUGCAUCACAUCUCAGCAGAUAGUAUUUCAAAACAUAAACAUGUUUUAUAUCUACAUACUACAGCUCUUUAAAUGUUAAGUAUGAUUAGAGAUGUAUCACAGACUUUUAUACAAGUUAACAUUUUAUGGGUGAAGUUUCAUUUUUUUCAUGCAAAAAAAAUAAUUCUUUCAUGAACAUGACCACGUUGUAUGUGCAUGGCUUCCCCACAGUGGGAGCCACUGUACAGUGGCUGUACUUCCCACUUUUUGAGGAAGAACCAUUUCUUGUUGGUGCUGCAAUGAAACUGGAAAUUAAAAUUUCCAUUGCAA